AUGGGCUAUGUCGCUACGUUCCUUCACCUUCACGGACAAGGCUGCAACAGUGGGGUCGCCAUGUUACCAAGCGUUCUACGAGUCGCCGGGAUCCGGCGCCCGCUCCGAGCUCCGGCGCGGACAACGGCCGCCGUGACCCUCCAUGAUGCGACGCAUUUUCAUAGCGGCUACUAUGGACAGCAACUAGGCAGCCGAUUCAUCCGGCGUGGAUUUAAUACCUACUUUGUAACGCACCUCCCUUCGUCCUCGAUGCAUCCCGACUCCCGGUCGUUGGCCGGCCCCGGUCACAAGCUUCCGCGUUCCGCCUCAACACCCCACACUCCGGAUCCCGGCUCCCGCCCGGCCGUGGCCCCCCCAGACAUGCCCAGCCGCGACCUGACCGUCGUCCGUAUACCUCUGCGAAGCGCGAAACACCACUUCGGCGUCUCCGUUUCCCGCGGGCAGCGCAAGUACAACGAGGAUACGAACCAGGCCGGGACAAUACACAUGCCUGCCUUCGCAAAGCGCGUCCCCAUAAGUCUGGUGCGCAACCAGGCAGCGAGGACGGCAGCAGCGGGCGAGGGCACCAACGCCGCCAGCGCGCUAGGGGAUCCUCAGAUCUUCUACUUUGGCGUAUUCGACGGACAUGGCGGCAGCGAGUGCAGCGAGUUCCUCCGAGACGAGCUUCACGGGUACAUCGAGGAGGCUGCAGCCGAGUUUGGACUGAAGAGCAGUCUGAAAAGGGAUCCUGGCGCCCCCGACUCAACCAAAGACCCCGACAGUGGGGCCGGGGGCCUGGCGGCGGAGACGAGGCAACAACAACAACAACACCAAGAGACUCUGCCGGAUACCAUCAAGGCUACCAAGCUGCAAUCUGAACUCCUAGCCGAGUACAAGCGCACGAUAGGCGGCUACUUCCGACGCUUCCAACCCAACUACUUCAGCGUCCCGGUAGCCGCCUCCACACGCGAACCAUCCUCCUCCUCCUCCUCCUCCUCCUCCAUUCACGGCUCUUCCCUUCAACAACAGCGAGUAAGCCUCGAAGCAGUGCUCACCUACGCCUUCCUCCGCGCCGAUCUCGACUUCGUCACGGCCCAAGCCCGCAAACCGGACCCGGACGACCCUUACGUCUCCGACUUCCCACUCAACAAGGACGAGAUCCUUGGCAGCCCGCACCUGCCGCCCUCGGGACACGGCAUCGGCGGGCCGGCCCGCUUCAAGGGCGGCUCGACCGCCUCGGUGGCGCUGAUCUCCACGCCAACGCCGUCCCCCUUCUGGCACCCGUCCGCCCACUCGACGCUGGUGGUCGCCCACGUGGGCGACACGCGCAUCCUGCUCUGCGAGACGGCCACGGGCCUGCCCGUGCCGCUCACGUCGGACCACCGGCCCUCGUCGCCGACCGAGUCGCGCCGGCUGCGCAAGUACAUCACCGACUCGCUGGUGACGGACUCGUUCGGCGAGGAGCGCUUCCAGGGGCUCGCCAACAGCCGCGCGUUCGGCGAUAUGCUCAGCAAGCGCAUUGGCGUGUCGGCCGAGCCGGACAUCACGCGCGUCGAGAUCCGCCCGGCCGAGUUCGCCUUCCUGGUGUUAGUCAGCGACGGCGUCAGCGGCACGCUCAGCGACCGGGAGAUUGUGGAUGUUAUUAAAGAGGCGAGCACCCCGGAGGAAGGCGCCAGGAAGGUUGUCGAGUAUGCGACCGAGGUGAGCGGGGACGGGGAUAAUGCGACGUGUCUUGUUGUCAGGCUCGGCGGGUGGGAGAGGAGGAGUGAAGGUGGUGUGGGCAGUUUGGGCACGCGCGAGAUGCGCGAGAUGAGGAGGGCUGAGGCUUGCGAUCCGCGGCGGCGGGGCAGGUAG
This is a messenger RNA of Chaetomium strumarium, 1833 nucleotides long. RefSeq names its product phosphatase 2C-like domain-containing protein. Bases 1 to 1833 code for a protein of 610 amino acids. Gene Ontology annotation, molecular function: [pyruvate dehydrogenase (acetyl-transferring)]-phosphatase activity; cation binding. Lineage: Eukaryota; Fungi; Ascomycota; Sordariomycetes; Sordariales; Chaetomiaceae. The transcript has a single exon. The record is from RefSeq and is a predicted model, not a curated record. Gene Ontology annotation, cellular component: mitochondrion. Gene Ontology annotation, biological process: protein dephosphorylation.